Messenger RNA from Paramuricea clavata, 10303 nucleotides. The record is from the annotation of a GenBank genome assembly. NCBI's taxonomy places the organism in Eukaryota, Metazoa, Cnidaria, Anthozoa, Malacalcyonacea, Plexauridae.
UACAGAUUAUGGAAAGAAAGUGAUGUACAUCGUAUUGAAGUACAGAGAUAGUUCGUCGUUGUAUACGAAAGAUGAUAUCUGGAUUAUUUCUAAAAGUAUCAACUUUGAACCGAGAACAACAUUCGUGGCGAAGAGUAUGUUUUAUGGACCUUCAUCAUCUGGUGAUCUUGAGAUUGAGCCCAUCAGUGGUUAUUCACCAUCAAACUGGAGAUCUGGUGAUACUGUUCAUGCUAUCUGGGCCUGCAAUGCUGGUACGGAGUUAUCCUGUAUACAGAACCUCGAUGAUUAUGCCACACUACAACAGAUGCCUCUUCUGCCAUAUAUAAUGAAUGGGUAAGUCUCAUCCUUUAUAGACCCAUUGCACUGACGUCACAAAUCCUUAGAGUGUCCUCCAGAUGCUCCAAACAAUAUCUGUUCGGGCACGACAACCACAUACAGCGCAAAAAUGAACCAUUUUAAUACAACAUUAUUAUAAAGUUUUACAAAAUUUGCUUUGUUUACAAAAAGUUGUCCUCCAGAUGCACCGGCGCUGUGACGUCAUGUGCAAUGGGUCUAUAGAAAGAGCAAGAAUCACAUCCUACAAUCAGCAGUCUGUAGUUUAUCCUUUACACAAAAAAUUCACAUGAUGUCAUUUCACAUGUGAAAUUUUAUGUGAACAUUUUACAUGUGAUAAUGGUCAUUUCAUGUGUGAAAUUUAGAAUUUUCACAUACGAAAUCUUGUUUUCACAUACUGUAGCUACUGUACAACUUUUCGCAUGUGAAAUUGAAGGUUUAUAUGUAGAAAUGAAUUUCACAUGUUUCUUCUGUGGAAUUGGAACAGUUCAUCAAUGCGAAAUCAUAUGUGGAAUGUUCGUAAGGGUUGGGUCACCAAGCACUUGCUUUAUAUGAUUAUCAAAUUUGAUAUCAUAUGCAUGUAAAUUUAUUUAAACCCACUCACCAAUAAGAUUGCCAAAUAAUGUAAUAAUUUUUUUUGUGUGUGUGUUGAUGUUAUGUACUCAGGUGAAUAUGAUGUUUGUGAUGUUGCGUGCAUGCGAUGAUGCGAUGAGUGUGCAUCCCGCACACCAGGCAGGCUGGAAAGUUAGCUUGGCCACGGUGGGAAUCAAACGCGCGACCUUUGGGAUACUAGUCCAAUGCUCUACCAACUGAGCUACGUGGUCAAGUCGGUUCGAGUUGAUGAUACCUGUAUUUCAGAACUGAGUCUAGUUCCUUCGAUAUCAAUGCAAUCUAGUAAUAUGAUUUUUUCUGUGUUGGUGAUGUUACUCUGAGUGUAUAUCCACACCGGGCGAGUAACAUCACAAACACAAUGUACUAAUAUUUGCAUGUUUGUCUCUGUUUUAGUAUCUUCCAUGAUUGUAUUUUCUAGAUCACGUCCUUCGUACAGUUCCCAACGCACUCAACGUCACUCGUUCUCCGCACCCCUCUCUGGCGUCAUGGACAGAAACUCGCUGGGAAUUUCCUGGCAAGUAAUUGUAAGUAAAGUUUUAGAAUUAUAGUCUGUAGAAGACAUGCAGAUUUAGGCACAAAAAUACUCCGUUGGUCUUCAGGAGAUUUUUGUCUCCAGGUUAUGCUCCCAGGAAGAAAAUUUUUUUUUCCUUCCCUGGUUGAAAGAUUCAUGCAGUAACCCGCACCUUAAAACCCAACGUAUUAGAGGGUUCAAUUGAAACACGCUAUAUAAUUUAAACAUAGGAACAAGAGACAGAGGAAAUGAUUGCAUUGCACAAGCUUAAUAAGGUGAGUUUAUAAACUGUACAGUAACAAUAAUUUAUUAUAAAUUUUAAUCUCAUGCUUUUGUCGUGAUUAUGAUGUUAACAGGACCAAGCAGCUGCCCUUCGUUCUUGUGCAAAAAUGUUUCUCUCAGAAAAUGAAGACAGAAUGGAAUGCCUUCCUAUUACGCUAAUACACGGUAAAUACAGUAAAUGGUGUAGCAAGCAUCGUAUUAUCCAGGGUAUUAUCUAUUGGGAGUACAUGGUUUACAUUCGGGGUGGGUGUUCUUUAUUUUAGUUGUCUUUCUUGUGCUGUAUGCAAAUCGUCUUUAUUAGUGUUAGUAUUCUUUUUGUUUUUCAAGGUGUAUUUGGAGCUGGGAAGAGUUUUUUGUUGGCCGUAGUUGUUUUACUGAUGGUGAGAUUAUUUGAGAUUGCGGACGCAUCUGAUGAAGCAAGGUAAGAAAGAAAUUAUGAAUUACUCUAUAUUUAAUUUACAAGUUCGAAACCCAAACUAACCGAACUCCAGCGAGUUACUGUUAAACAGUACAUGGAUUAAACUAUUUAAACACCGUGCUUCCAACAUCCCUAGGAAAUAUAAAACCUUAAAACCUUAAUAUUCACAAAGAAGCGGGUAUAUUGAAUUUAUACCCUUGUAGACCUUGCAUGUCUAAGUACAGUACCUGCGUUCUUGCCCUCGAUUUGUAGAACACGACCCAUCACUUGGAAGAUUCUUAUUUCAUCGACGACGAAUGUGGCCGUUGAUAGAAUUCUUCUUGGGUAAGUUUUGAAAAUGUUAACUUUUAAAUAAUAUAAUUUCUUCACACACAUACGCUUUUUUGGUAUUUGGUGGCCGACCAAAGUUGACCUACUAAAAAUGGUGAAAUCAUGCUCUAUAGAAAGACUAUUUGAAUUCGAUUAAAUCCAGAGCGUAUAUCCACAGUACGAAAAAUGAAAUUAAUAUCAAGGAAACUAGAUUCCAUAAUUACCAUUGUAUAAGGAGUUUGAAGAAAGUUCUAGUGAAACUUGCCCAUUGAAGUUUUACCUGCGAAGGCUUUCCAUCUAGGGAUGGAUUUACUGGGGAGGGAGGGUGGGCCCCCCCCCCCCCCCCCCCUCCUAGCCCUGGCCAGAGGAGGUGUGCUAUUUUUCACGAUAAAGCAAAAAAAAUAUUACAGCCAAUUUGAGUAAUAAUAUGAUGAUAAGCGAACUGUGAACAACAAUUACAAUUCAAAUACAGUAUAGUCAAGCAAGACUUUGCAGUAGUCAAACAAGUUGAUGGGCACCAGAGCUGGCAGAGCACCCCCCCCCCCUUCCCCCUCCUCUACCAGAUUAUGCUGGAACCAUCCCUGUUUCCAUCCACCUCAAAGUGGAAAAACAUUUAUAAAUCUCUAAUAAUAUAGUAUAAGACUUAAAUAAAUUGGAAUAUUACAAACCUGUUCGUUCUAGACUUCUUGAUCUUGGAUUCGAUCAGUUUGUGCGAGUUGGUAGCGUGAGAAAGAUUGCGAAGCCCGUAUUACCGUUCAGCAUACAUAGCACUGGAACAGAGUUGCAGGAAUUGAAGGAAUUACAAGGAAUGUUGAAAACAGAAUUGACGAGCUCGGAGAAAGCGUAAGUAUCGUAUAGAAAGCUACUAACUCUUGACGUAAGUAUCGUAAGUUGGCUACUAACUCUUGACGAAGGGCCUUCGCUCGAAACGUCGAGUUUCUGCUUGUUUAUUUCAGAUAGUAAUAUAACCACUUAGCACAGCAUUUUCACAUGCAUGCAUUGGUACUACCCACACUGGUACAGACAGUUUUAGUAUAAAUAUCGUAUUGCCUACAAAUCACCGAACAAAAAACGCACCAGAAAUGCACAUGGAACGAGUUCAAAUAUAGAAUCCAUGCAAUCACUUAGAGAAAAAAGAAUUUCUGAAAAAUUAUUUUUUUGUCCGACAACCAUAUAAUUAUGUGAACCUUAUCGUAUAUCUAGAUUAAAUAUCCUGUGUUGUUUCUCAGUGUCUUAUUCGGGAAUUUUGAUACUCCGCGGACACCGAGAAAACUGUGCUACUUUACUCUUUAGGUACGUCCGUAAGAGCAUUGAAAUGCAUAAAUUGGGAGAGAACAGAAAGGUAUACAGUGUGCUUUGGAGAUCUUUCAUGGUUAGCACUAUUUUCCAUCCAGCAAAAUGACCUGACAUCAUUUUCGGAAGAUGGAAGAGGUGUUAAAUGGCUAUGUAAUUAACCCAAACCCUACCCCUACUCUAACCCCUAACCUCAACCCUAACUUUAACCCUAACCCUAACUGAAUUAAUAAAAAAUCCAAAAAGAAACGACUUUAGAAAAUCGAUAGGGCGAAAAAAGUGCUAACCGUCUUUCAUUAUCAGUUUUAAAAUUCGUGUGCAAAUUCCAUAAUCCUAUUUAUUAUCAACAACCUUUACUGUAUGCCUUAGCGAUUGGCUAAUGUCCGUGUGGUUGGAGUCACGUGUGCAGCUUGUACCUUUGCAGCACUUGAACGAUUGAAGUUCCCGGUAAACUGUCAAAUAUUUUUAUAUUUAAUUAAACAUAUUUGAAAUCAUUUUCUUCAAGAGCUCUGAAGCUCAUCGAGAAAGAUCAUGACAAAUAUGUUUUCGCAUUUUAAAUCAUUUAGUUUCAUACUUCAAAAAAUUAAUUUAUCGCUUGAUAAGAACCAGACUGUGUACCGAAUCUCAAACUUUUCCCCUAGGUUUUACUUCUGGAUGAAUGCAGCCAAAUGACUGAACCGACUUCCUUGCUUCCCAUGGCAAGGUAAUAUUUGCAGAGACAUCUAAAGGGUAUAUACUAUAGCGGCCAUGUUUGCUUGAUUCUAAUAUAUUUUCCUUUCCCCUUUUUAGGUUUGGAUGCAGAAAGCUGGUACUUGUUGGUGACCCAAAAGUAAGAGGGCAGUGAUGAAAAAAAUGAGAUAAUUUUUUUUCUUAUCAUUUUUUUGUUAUAAUUAAAAAUUUAUAUUAGAAUUCAUUUGUUAUGUCAAUUUGCCUUUCAAUCUUUCAUUUGCCUAACUACCUGUUCCUUUAUUGGAGAGGUUCAGAUCUGACUUGCAUUACCCUUACCUCUCACUGUUUUAAUAUACGCAUUUGAUUGGUUAAUUGGGUAAAUUAAACGCAUCCGAUUAGUUAAUUGGGUAGAUUAAACGCAUCUGAUUGGUUAAUUGGGUAGAUUAAACGCAUUUGAUUGGUUAAUUGGGUAGAUUAAAUGCAUCUGAUUGGUUAAUUGGGUAAAUUAAACGCAUCCGAUUGGUUAAUUGGGUAGAGUAAACGCAUCUGAUUGGUUAAUUGGAUAAAUUAAACGCAUCUGAUUGGUUAAUUGGGUAGAUUAAACGCAUCUGAUUGGUUAAUUGGGUAGGUAGAUUAAACGCAUCUGAUUGGUUAAUUGGGUAGAUUAAACGCAUCUGAUUGGUUAAUUGGGUAGAUUAAACGCAUCUGAUUGGUUAAUUGGGUAGAUUAAACGCAUCUGAUUGGUUAAUUGGGUAGAUUAAACGCAUCCGAUUAGUUAAUUGGGUAGAUUAAACGCAUCCGAUUAGUUAAUUGGGUAGAUUAAACGCAUCCGAUUAGUUAAUUGGGUAGAUUAAACGCAUCCGAUUAGUUAAUUGGGUAGAUUAAACGCAUCUGAUUAGUUAAUUGGGUAGAUUAAACGCAUCUGAUUGGUUAAUUGGGUAGAUUAAACUCAUCUGAUUGGUUAAGUGGGUAGAUUAAACUCAUCUGAUUGGUUAAUUGGGUAGAUUAAACUCAUCUGAUUAGUUAAUUGGGCAGAUUAAACUCAUCUGAUUGGUUAAUUGGGUAGAUUAAACUCAUCUGAUUAGUUAAGUGGGUAGAUUAAACUCAUCUGAUUGGUUAAUUGGGUAGAUUAAACUCAUCUGAUUAGUUAAUUGGGUAGAUUAAACGCAUCUGAUUGGUUAAUUGGGUAGAUUAAACGCAUCUGAUUGAUUAAGUGGGUAGAUUAAACGCAUCUAAUUGGUUGGUGGUAGCCGUAGUGGAAGUCAAAAUCUGAACUUGCUGUCGUUGGUAGGGAUGCAUCUACCUGAAAAUAUAUAAGAAGAAUUUCGACGUUUCGAGCGAAGGCUCUUCGUUUGGAGUUACUGAAGGUCGAAAAGUUGAAAUUCUCCUUAUAUUUUUUAGGUAGUUCCAUCCCUGCCAACGAAAACUUGUUCAUUUUAUUGGCACUGCCUACACUGGCACAGACAGUUCAAAAUGUGAACUUCUCUAUUGUGUAUUUAGCAACUGAAUCCCACAAUCCAAGGCUCUGAACCAUCACACGAAUCUGGCUUGGAACAAACACUAUUUGACAGACUUAUAAAAAUGGUAAGUGUUCACUUCAAAAACAGUUCCACUUCAGUUUUUAAAGACAUCGAUUUGGACUAGAAUUAUUACUCACGCGAGUCUUGAACAUCGAAAUUAAUUUCCUAACUAUUCGUUACAGGAUUUGAAGCCAAUUCUUCUACGAAAGCAGGUAGAUAGGUUUUAAAAACAAAUCUAUAUAUGGAUAAUGUCAAGAUUAAAUUGAUAUCAUGACUGUAUUGAUUUCUUGCCUUGUUCUGUCUUAUAAUAUGAACUAUAUUUUCGUUUAGUACCGUUGUCACCCAGUGAUAAGUUCAUUAUCAAACAGGUACAUGAAUGUACAGUAGUCAAUAAGUAAGUGAGUACGUGCUGCUCAUCCACAGAUGAGAACUAAGCUGAAUUAUGAAGGAUAAGAGCGCCUCUGCUAGACACCUUAGUAAAGAUAAGUGUCAUGAGUCUUCAUCGGACGAUACGGUCUGACGAUUUCCUCUGACCAUUUGGUCUGACGUUUUGGUCUGACGGUUGCGCUACCGAAUGUGCCCUAGUUAUAACCAUAUAUCCCUCUUUCAUCUUCUUGUUUUAGGCUAUUUUAUAACGACCGCUUGUUGGAUGGUGUCAAUGCCGAGGAACGUGAACCUCUCGUUGUAUGUACCAUUGGAACUAUUUUAUUUAAGAGCUUAAUAUACAUUUUUUGUCGGCUAGAUAGCUGAAUAGAAAUAUAUAAAGAAGAUGUUGAAACUUAUCUUUACUGGAUUGUGAGUAUGCUUUUCUUUCACUUCAGGAUUUUGUUCCAACACUUUGUUUCUACAAUGUCAGCAACGGCAGAGAGGAGUGUUCCCAAGAUGGCAGCUACUUCAACAGUGCUGAGGUAAAAGUAUUUUAACUUAUAGAAACUCUUGAACGAUAUGGUUCACGGUGUUGAAUUAGGUUUGUUGUUGUUGUUGUUGCUGUUGUUGUUGUUGUUGUUGUUGUUGUUGUUGUUGUUGUUGUUGUUGUUGUUGUUGUUGCUGUUGCUGUUGCUGUUGCUGUUGCUGUUGCUGUUGCUGUUGCUGUUGCUGUUGCUGUUGUUGUUGUUGUUGUUGCUGUUGCUGUUGCUGUUGCUGUUGUUGUUGUUGUUGCUGUUGCUGUUGCUGUUGUUGUUGUUGCUGUUGCUGUUGCUGUUGUUGUUGUUGUUGUUGUUGUUGUUGUUGUCGUGGAUAAGUUUUGUCUGGAAAUAUAACAAAUCAUAACGUUUAAGGUGAUUUGUCUCACAAAUUGCAGUGGUAUUGAUAUUUAUUGGUUCAUGAAAGUACAUCUCUCAUUUAGGCUAAAUUUGUUGUCGUAUUAAUUAAAUCACUUUUGGAAUCAGAAGUUGAACCAAAGCAGAUAGGUAUGCAUUAUACUAUUAAGCAUUUCUCAAAAGUGUAGCUGUGUGGGAAUGUAUACUUAGUAACUUCUGGUUUCCAAAUGAAGUCAAUACACUUUUUACAUAAAAAAUGUUCAAUACACUUUGUACAUAAAAAUACAUAUUACAAAUUGUAAUAAGAAAUUUCUCUCUGUUUAGGUGUCAUCACUCAAUACAAGUCACAGCUAACAACCAUCACGAGUUCAUUGUCCGCAGAUGGGUACACGCGAGUUUAUUGACACAUUUGAAGCAUUAUGCGUUACACUAACUUGACAAUGGAAAUCUAAUCCAACCUUUAUUUUAUUAUAUAGAGGAACAUCUCACAAAGAAUGGGCUGGAAUACAGGUAUAUGGCCUCGUCUUCUAAAUGUACCCUCAACAGGUGGCUGGUUGGCAUUGGAGAUCAGUGAGAUUUUCAAGACAAUGAAAAGACAAGAGAAGAUUCCGAUUGUAUCAUAACAUAGCAAGAAAUAACUUUUUUGUUCUGAGAUCCUAUGUUUUGGGGCCGUCAACGUUUCUGCCGAGCUCAGUAAUAUUCUUUCUUAUAAAUUUUUUUCUGUGUCUGUUAGCAUUGCGCAAUGCCCUAAAAUUUUCUGCCAGCUUAGCCAGUCUUUCUGGGAUUUUCGAUGACAGGAUCCACCAGUCAUGACUGCAUUGAUGGUGCUAGGGUGCAUGAUUCCGAGAAUUUUUUUUAAAUUUCUGAGAAUUAAAAACAUUUUUCAAAAAAUUCUGGAAAAUAGUUUUUUUGAAGUUGAGAUUAUGGAUCACGGUAUUUUUCUAGAGCUGGCGAAAUUUUUGUCAAUAUUUGUGUAGAUAUCUACUGUUGAUGCCUUUCAAGGAGGGGAGAAGGAUGUGAUUAUUCUUUCAUGUGUCAGAACUAAACACAUCGGAUUUAUUGACUGUGAAAGGUAGCAUUUGCAUGCUUGCUUAUAUGGACUAUAGUACAUGUUAAUUGAAAAUUUAUUAAGUGAAGAGUCUUUUCAAAGAUUAUUGAUACAAGCAUUUAUACAUGUAAAUUUUAUGCUAUGCGUUUGACAAGCUGACGUUUCUCUCUUUCUCAACAGGCGAACGAACGUCGCAUUGACAAGAGCUAAAAGGUACUAUAUUUACCGUUGUUGAACGAAAAACCUUCGUCCUACUCAACUUUCUGACAUUUUUCUUCUAGACAUCUCUGUAUUGUUGGAUGUGGCAAAAUUUUAUCAUCAAAUUCCCUGUGGAGCAAGAUUCUUACAUUUUGUAGAGGUAUAUUGAUGUCAAUGUUAUGUUCGUCAUUUUCUUAACUCAUUCUCUACGUUGCGAAGCGAACACAAUUACUUUGUAUAUUGUGAAGGAUAUUUAGCUACAGUACCUGAAAAAUCCAAGCAGAACUUCGGCCCUUCGAGCGAGGUCGCUUCGUUGGAAAGUUAAGGUAAUAGCGUGGCUCGGGAAAUUAAUUGUGCUUUUCCGGCUGUCCACGCUACUAACUUGAAUGUCCUUGAAUUUGUAAAGAAGUACUUGAAAGUACUUAAAUUCUUGUUGUUUUAGUUUAUGAAUAUUUUCUGAAAUUGUUUGACAUUCAAAAACGGACAUUUUAUUGAAUUGAUUUAGUGCAUGUUGAAAGCUGUAUGAAACUCACUGAUGUUGCGUUUUGAACAAUUCAACUUCAGAUUUUACUCGGAUUUUUAACGCCUUCUCUACAGUAUUUAGUCCUUGAAUUUGCUUAUACAUGGCCUUGAAAAGUUCUUGAAUUGGAUUCGAAGGUCUGCUUAUAUUUUCCAGGUCGUUUUAUAUCCUUUACACUGCAGCUGUCUCUGCCUACAAUGACACCAACCGAGAUUUUGAAUACAAUUAUACUGUAGCUGCCGUAGUUUUUGCAGUCUGGACUAGCUCAAAAAUCAAAAACACUUCGACUUCUCUCGGGUGCCAUGGCCCUUCCUGAGAAGUUAAGUUUGGGCGCCAUUAAACCGUUUAUAAAUUGGUUCAUGAUUUGUUUCUGUAGAGUCACCUGAAGGUUUUCAGUCAUCUGUGUCGUACAUCAAACGGUGGAACGAAAGACGCCCCAAGGUGGAUGAUAAUUUCACCGAAGGCACUUCCUCUAAACCAAAAAAGCCACGAAAAUCCAGAAAAAGCAAUGGAGGUAAAAGAACAUUCAAACCAUCAAAUGAGCCUGAGGCUCACGCCCAGGACUGUCCUGUCGAGACUGAGGCCACGCCAAGUUGUGACUCCAGCUCCAAUAAGACAUCUGAGUUAAUUCCGGUUCAAGAAAUAUUUGAUAGCGAACCAAUUUUCGACAAUGAGAAUACGUACAGUGAUCAAAUAUCAGAUAUCGUAGAUAACGGUGAUGUAUAUGGAAUCUCUGAUAAACCUGAUGCAAUUGAAAUAUCCGAUAAUCCCGAGGCACCCCGGAAUGACAUUCCAUAUGCUGAUGGUAAAAUAAUCGAAAUUUCUGGUAACAAUGACUGUUCUGAUGAUGUCCGGAAAGAUUUGCAAAAAGAAAUUACUGUUGUUGAAAAGGAGGCUAGUGAUUCCGAAAGCAAUUGUUCUGACUUUUUGUUUGGUGAUGAUUCCCUUAUGGAUGAUGAGUUGUGUACCCUUGAUUUCUAAGUUAAGGAUCUGUAAGUCUAAUAGACUUUCAUUAAAGUGUAUAAAAGACAAAUCGAGGUAGGACUAUUCCUUUGUACCUCAGGGAAGAAGGAGGGAACAACGGAAUGAAGAUAUGUGCAUGUACAUUGAUGAACUACAUUCAUGUAUGACAGAUAUUGGUGAUAACGGUGGAACAGGCGCUAUGAAAUUCAUGGGAUAAGUUGAUAUUUUGUCGGUUUGAAGGAGUAAUGACGAGUUAUAUGUCCACGAAAUAUGUUCACGACAACCUAACGACUACGCCCGUAUUCUAAAAGCUCACUCACAUUCACACUUAAUGAGUGGAGGUUCAAUCUGAGCUUCCCUUGAGUGUC